AUGGCGCGGCAGCAUCCACAUGGCUCGUCGGAGAACCUGCUGGAAUACGCCCUUCUGGCAGUUAACCAGAGUAGGAUUAACUGCGUGCAGAAAAAUGUCCCCUUCGAGGAGUCCUACCUGAUCAAGAAGAAGAAGCAUGAUCACCUCCUAGACCUGAAGUUUUGCCACCUCAGGCGGGGGUCAGCUGCGACCGAUUCGUCGACUAGCGCAGUUGGUGGUGCUGGCGAAGAUGGCGAAGAUGGCGGUGAAGAUGGCGGUGUAGUUGGCGGUGUAGUUGGCGGUGGUAGAGCUGGUAGCCCGGCUUGCCACCUUGGCAACCUUGGCGGAAUUCUACCCAGUUGCAACAGAGCAAGGGGGCGUGGCCACAGCAGCGCGUACUUCAUCCUGAGACAGUGGUGCGAGAAGUUGGGCAAGGGCGACGGCGCAUAUCGGGAGGGAAAUCUGAAAAGAGGAGACAACCUGAGCGAGCACAGGGAUGAACUCAACGGGGGAACAGGACCAAGCUGCGAGAGAACACACCUGUUCCCAACCAGCUACGUCGUCUUAGGGACACAUCGACACGGAAACAGUAGUGCUCCUUGCUCAUACGAAGAAAUGACGGUGGAAAUUCCCAACUAUGACGUCGAAAGAAAAAUUAUUAAAGCAGAAUGGUUUCAUAAAUCGGACCAUGUAGUGUCCAUAUUGACGUAUGAGCAUGUGGAGGUAUCCAAAUUAUCCCCUUUUAAAUUUAAGUCCGUAAUUCGCCUAAUUAAUGUAGAGGGGGAAGCCAGGGAGGAAAUAAAAAUAGUCAUUCCUGACGUGGAGGUUAUCCAGCGAAAAUUGAAGAAGGAGAAUUUGGAAGACAUAAAAAGGGAGUUGUACAAAAUGGAGGAGAUCAAUUCGUCUCUCCACUUGCGAGACGUGGUGUCUGGUCCAAGUACCACUGAACAGAUGCAGAGGAGGGGCCUUCCACAGUACCAUGGGAACAACACACAAGGGGUAGAAGCUUGUCCCAAUCACGAUAAAGUAAAUUUCGUACAAGGCCAAAAUGGCCAAGACGGACACAUCAACAUAAUCGCAGUAGACACAGAUGGGGUGGGAAAAAACGCUUCUAGCAACCAUCCCAUAAGUACCGAUUUAGCGGUGGUCUCACCAAGAAGUAGAACCGAUUUCGCCUCUGACCACGUCCUAAGCAAGGAAAAGAAACAGCUAGCUAAAAAGAACAAGUACAAAAAUCUCGUAGUAGAUUACUGCUUUGGUGCCCCUAGUGAAAAUAUCCCAUGGAUAGAAACCUGCCUCUUUGUUCUUUUGAAGGAUGGACUCAUAUUAAUAUACACCCCGAUAAUCACGAGUGAGUGGUACGUGAGCUACUUCCUAAUGCACGAGUUGAACAGGAUUCGGCAGAGGGGAGUAGGAAAAGGCGGAGGCACCAUUGGGGAGCGUUCCGAUGGGCAGCACGGUGAUGGUGAAGGCCUUGAUGAGGAAUAUGCGGAGGAUUUCCUCGCCUACUAUGAUCACUUCCGAGGGGUCUCCGUGAGGGAGUACAGGGCAAAGGACGUGUGGGUGAGUCUCGAUCGUGGGGAGCAGCACGCUGGGGGCGGGGCCACCUGGAGAAGCGGCGGUGAUGCAAGCGGCGGUGAUGCGAACGGCGGUGAUGCGAACGGCGGUGAAGGGAGCGUCACUGGCAGUGUUCGUGGUCUUCGUUAUCACACAAAUGAUCGCCUCCCAAAUGAUCGUCGAGCCCGGGGCGCCUUUUCCUACGCUCCCUACGUGGUGAACUGCCUGAGGAGCUCCACCUACCGCAGCAUUGGCCUUCUUUACUGCAACCAUCUGCUGUUCAUCGCCGUCGCGGAUAAGUUCGGGUAUGUGUCCUUCGUCCUGCUAAACUAUUUUAUUACUCCCCACAUCGUCAUGCCAACAACUGGGCACAGCGAAACCGACAGUGGUAACACGUUGAAGAAAGCGAUGAAUUUUUUGUCCAUGAAGAAAAAAAAAAAAUCCUUUUUUUUUAACAUCUUCAAUUUGAACGAUAAUGUUAUUUUCGAAAAUCUGACUUCGGCGGGGUUGGCUAAUUUGAUUAAUCGAGAUCGAUACGAUGAGUACUAUCGGCGUGUGAAGAAUGGAAGUUAUGAGAUGGCUUCUCUCAUGGGUAAGAUGUCCCAGAGGGGUGCAGUCAGGGAGUGCUCGCACAUGGAGGAGGCCUACCACCGGGGGGGUGACAAUGACAACGGUGUUGGCGGUGUUGGCGGUGUUGGCGGUGAUGGUGGUGAUGGCGGUGAUGGUGGUGAUGGUGGUGAUGGUGGUGAGCGUGGCGGUGUUGGCGCCUUUCUCCGGAGGGACUCCCACAAUGAACAGAGCCAAAGCGGCGCAAACUUGGGGGAGCGCAAAAUUGACGCCAUCAAAUUGACGAGCCCAAGGACGCAGAAGGAGAAGAAGGAGGAGACAAAGGAGGAGACGAAGGAGAAGAAGAAGGAGAAGAAGAAGAAGGCCGUAUUUAAAGAAAGGUUCACCAAAAAGAGUGAGAGUGACACUAAUGAGAAGGGGAAGCAUAAGCACUCCUCACAAUCAGCAGACACCUCUGACGGGGACAUCACCGAACGAGAUGACUUCUUCUCCUGCUACGAAAAUGACAAAGAAAUUUUGGAAAAGCAAAUAAACGACGAAGUAAAUCUACAGUGUCAUCCUCUAAGUGUCAUGCAGUUUGAUUCAUACUACACCGGAAUGAGUAACAUAAAAAUUAUUGUCCUGAAUAGUCACAGCUUGCUUUGUUUCAAUAAUGAAAAAGUCAUUCAUCUCCACUUAGUGUGGAUCAAAUUUGUGAACACAAUAUUUUACCUCAUCCAUUUGAAAAACUUUUUGUCCGCCAAGUUAAUUCACGAGAUGUGCAAGAAUGGCCUUUACAUGAGCACCACCAUUUUUAAGGCAGCUAUUAGCUUUUACCAGUUUGACUAUUACGCGUAUCUGCUGUUGGACCAUACGAAGCGGUUGAACCAUGAGACCUUCGCGGGGCUCUUCGGAGGGGGAAGCGCCGUGGGAAAUGCCACCAGAAGGGGCGGCACACGUGAUGCCGCUAUCCAGUUGGGGGGAGCUCCGGACAACUUUGACCGCCUGCAGUCCAGCGCCCUCUACGAUGUGCAGUACGUCCUUCACCCCGUAGUCGUGCAAGAAAGCAGAAGGAGAAGCGGCAGCAGCAGCAGCGGUAUCAUCACCAGCGGCAUCGCCUCCCGGGGGACCCCCCCCCCCAGCGACGUGUACUUCAUUUUCACACACUACAUAAAUCUGGACAGCCAAAGAAAAGAAAAACUAUUCAUGAGCAGGAACAUUAACUUCUUCACCUCGUCAGUGUUUAAAAAAUUAUUCCUCAUAUAUGACUGCUUCAAAUUUAGGACUGUCAUCAGGCCGGGAAAUACAAAUCUCAAUUCACAGGCAACAAAAAAAACUCAUUUGCUAGUAAGGCAGAAAAAAAAAUGCAAACCGGUAUGCCCUCUCCCUGGACAAGCAAAACUGAGAAAUUUUUAUGUCAGUACCCAAGUGGUAGAUGACAACUCGAUAGAUCUGAACAUGUAUGCGAACAUGCUUUCUCUUUAUGUGAAUUCACGCUGCAAUGAUUAUAUGAAUUCAUUGAUUAAGAAGAGUUUCAUUUUUUACCAAGGAAAGGGGGUCCUCCUGAAUGUGUUUCUUAAUCGUGAUGCUCGUGCAAAAGGGGCGAGUAUGUUGAGAAGCGGUGUACAUACAAUGGGAUCCAGGAAAAUAAUCACCCAUAUGUAUAGUGGUAGCGUUGGUGCUAACUCUUCCCCGCGAUUGCCCUACUGCAGUGACAGCAACUACGUGGGGGAACUCACUCCCAGAAGUGCUGCCAUGGUGUGGGGCAAACAUGGUGUAGAAAACGCCAAAGGAGAGUCUUCAUACCUAACACAUGGUAGGUUCAUCUCCAACGGAAGAAGCACCACUACAGUUAACCAACCACUGCACAGUGUGGGCAACACAAAGGGAUCUCUACUUAAUGGGGAACACACUCCCAACACGCACAGCACAGAAGAGAUCGAUUUUUUAAAACACGUAUUUGUCAUCCUACACAGUAGUAAUGACAAUGAGGACGGAAACGACAUUCACAGAAAAAAUCAAACGUGUGAAAAAAGCAUUCCCGCCGCUUGCAAAAAAUACAACUGCGGUGUUGGAAGUACCAUCGAACAAGUAAACCAAGAGGAACUAAUAAAUGAUAUUAAGAUGCACGUCCUUAAGGGAGACUCCAAAAAAUACGACAAUGUACCCUGCACCAUGUUACUCAAAAAAUUAAUCAAAGUAAAAAAUGAUUACAUACAUGUGAAGGAUUAUUUUUUAAAAAAAAAAUCAACUUAG
Messenger RNA from Plasmodium cynomolgi strain B, 4338 nucleotides. RefSeq lists its product as hypothetical. The coding region runs from base 1 to 4338 and encodes 1445 amino acids. The record is from RefSeq and is a predicted model, not a curated record. The transcript has 2 exons. Lineage: Eukaryota; Apicomplexa; Aconoidasida; Haemosporida; Plasmodiidae.